CGCAUCCGGGUCACACUAACGCCGCCGUUUCCUGCAGCCUCUUGGUUCUCCUGUGUGUUUGGACCGGUCCCCAUGUCCUGCUGUGGGGCCUCUGCAGCCUUUGGAUGAAGUAAAUGAGGCUCAGAAAAGUUAAAUAACUUGUCUAAGCUCCCAACCACUCAUCAGUGCCAGAACUGGGAUUUGAACCUAAGAGUCAGACUCCAGAGUUCAUGCUUCAAGCUUGCCAAGCCUGCCUCUUACAGAGAUGAAUUAUGUUGAAAAGGAUAUUCUAUGAAUAUUUUAUGUUGAGAAAGAAUUCUAGGGCUCUAUUCAAGAAAAACAAAAACGGAAGCUCCAAAGAAAGACGUAUAUGCCCCCACCAAAAAGAGACUGUGAAGACUGCUGAGAGACACUUGCAGUGCAGUCACAUAAGGGUAGUAAAGAAAUAUUGGUCCUCAUGGAAGAAGAGCAAGAUUUACCAGAGCAACCAGUGAAAAAAGCCAAGAUGCAGGAAUCAGGAGAGCAAACUUUAAGUCAAGUAAGCAACUCCGAAGUCAAUGAUCAGAAACCCGAAACUUCAAGCCUUGCUUCAAACCUUACCAUGUCGGAGGAAAUUAUGACAUGCACCGAUUACAUCCCUCGCUCAUCCAAUGAUUAUACCUCACAAAUGUAUUCUGCAAAACCUUAUGCACAUAUCCUCUCAGUUCCUGUUUCGGAAACUGCUUACCCUGGGCAGACUCAGUAUCAGCCACUGCAGCAGUCUCAACCCUAUGCUGUCUACCCUCAGGCAACCCAAACAUAUGGACUACCUCCUUUCGGUGCAUUGUGGCCAGGUAUGAAACCUGAAAGUGGUUUAACUCAGACUCCAUCUCCAAGUCAACACAGUGUUCUUACCUGCACUACAGGGUUAACCACAAGCCAGCCAAGCCCAGCACAUUAUUCUUAUCCCAUUCAAGCUUCAAGCACAAAUACCAGCCUGAUAUCCACUUCAUCUACUAUUGCCAAUAUUCCAGCAGCAGCAGUUUCCAGCAUCUCAAACCAGGACUAUCCCACCUAUACUAUCCUUGGUCAAAGUCAGUACCAGGCUUGCUACCCCAGUUCCAGCUUUGGAGUCACAGGCCAGACUAACAGUGAUGCUGAGAGUACCACCUUAGCAGCAGCCACAUACCAGACGGAGAAGCCUAGUGUCAUGGUACCUGCUCCUGCAGCACAGAGACUUUCCUCUGGAGAUCCUUCUACAAGCCCAUCUUUGACCCAGACUACACCAAGUAAAGACGCUGAUGACCAGUCCAGGAAAAACAUGACUGGCAAGAACCGGGGCAAGAGGAAAGCUGAUGCCAGCUCUUCCCAGGACAGUGAAUUAGAACGGGUAUUUCUGUGGGACUUAGAUGAAACCAUCAUCAUCUUCCACUCCCUUCUUACUGGAUCCUAUGCCCAGAAGUAUGGAAAGGACCCAACAGUAGUGAUUGGCUCAGGUUUAACAAUGGAAGAAAUGAUUUUUGAAGUGGCUGACACGCAUCUCUUUUUCAAUGACUUAGAGGAGUGUGACCAGGUGCAUGUGGAAGAUGUGGCUUCUGAUGACAAUGGCCAAGACUUGAGCAACUACAGUUUCUCAACAGAUGGUUUCAGUGGCUCAGGAGGUAGUGGCAGCCAUGGUUCCUCUGUGGGUGUCCAGGGAGGUGUGGACUGGAUGAGGAAACUGGCUUUCCGUUACCGAAAAGUGAGAGAAAUCUAUGAUAAGCAUAAAAGCAAUGUGGCUGGGCUCCUCAGUCCCCAGAGAAAGGAAGCACUGCAGAGACUAAGAGCAGAAAUUGAAGUUUUAACAGAUUCCUGGUUAGGAACUGCAUUGAAGUCCUUACUUCUCAUCCAGUCCAGAAAGAAUUGUGUGAAUGUUCUGAUCACUACAACCCAACUGGUUCCAGCUCUGGCCAAGGUUCUCCUCUAUGGGCUAGGAGAAAUAUUUCCUAUUGAAAACAUCUACAGUGCUACCAAAAUUGGUAAGGAGAGCUGCUUCGAGAGAAUUGUGUCAAGGUUUGGAAAGAAAGUCACAUACGUAGUGAUUGGAGAUGGACGAGAUGAAGAAAUCGCAGCCAAACAGCACAACAUGCCCUUCUGGAGGAUCACAAACCACGGAGACCUGGUGUCCCUCCACCAGGCUUUGGAGCUUGAUUUUCUCUAAGAACUGGAAUGAAGAGCCUUCCCCGUGAGCUCCUUUUCACUCCUGAAAGGAGCUAGAGACCGGAACCAACUGGGAACUCUUUCUCCAUGGAAUGCUGGCGAGAACACAAUCAAAACCAACAGCUGCAAGAGAUGAAGCUUAUUUUUGCUCAGAGUGAGCUGCAGCCCCAUGUUCAUCCUCGCAUAGGAGUGGAAGACAGUUGGAUUGAGAGAACAAUAGACUCACCGCAGCUACAGUGCUUUUAAUUCUUCUGGGUUUUGUUUUGUUUUAUUUUGUUUCAAAAUAAAUGAAGAAAAAGAAAAGGAAAUUCUUGGGGCAGAGUUGCACUCUGCGUCCGUGACCAGAUUGAGAACUGCCAUUAACUUGUGGUGAUAGGAUAAAUGCAGCAGACGUUUAUAAUAACAUCUCUUGCAGUCUUUGUAAUCUCCUUAGCUGUAGAACAUAUUCCCAGUGAAUGUAUAUGUUAUUUUUAUAGAUAAGGGUCUGGUCUCUGAAGCAGGUUCCCCCCCUCUUUCUAGCAAGAAAGGGGUGUGUAAAGUUUCCUUGGAAACUCGUAACUGAAAUAUCUGAGAUACCUCUCUGUGACAGUAGCACCUCCUCAGCUGCUCCAGUGGUCUGCUCUCUAGGGUGGGUUCCUUCCUGCUCCUCCAUCUCCUGGUUGGCUGAACUGUGAGGCAUGGGACACUUAACUUUAGACUUUGCUGUUUCCCAUCCUAGAAGCCUUAGUCCCCUUUCCAGUCCCUCUCCCCUUUCACCAAAUGGCACAACCCUAGAAACUCCUCUUAGACAGUAAACUGUAAGCCUUCAGCUUGACUCUUAGUCAAAGAGUAUGUCCCAAGGGGCUUACCUCCAAACUGGAGAGAAGAACUAAGGCUUCUUAGGAAUUUCCACUUCUUUGGCUCUUGAAACAAGAAGAUUCCACCUUUUCCUCCUGCAGAGAAGCACCCUUCCCCCAACACAUGCUCACCUCUACAGCGCCCUCGCCCCUCUUAGUCAUCAGUGCUGUGCUCUUGGCCCUUUCCUGCCCUCUGUACCUCAUGUCCACCCCCAUGCAGCUCUGGCCAGUCCCCAGGCUUUGGACCCAAGUAGUCAAAUCAAGUCUGAGAAGAGGUUCAUAAUCACAUUUUGGCCAAAACUACGAAGGGAUUUGACUUUCUUUGAAUCCUUUAAGCCCUGUGAAAGGUGUUCUGGACAUAUAUUUACCCAGAUCUCAGCCUGAAACUGAAGAACAGAUUGCCAUGAUCACAACCCAGUUUUCCCAUGGAAUACCCUUCCCGCUUCUCAAAUCCCCUUCUCAAAUGGGAAACCAGAAGGCCAGAAACACUUUCCUGAUUUAAAGGAGGUUGUAGACCCCCUACUCCAUUCCUGAAACAUGCAGGAACAUCUCUCAACCUGACUUCUGGGAGGAUCGGUGGGUGCCCAGGCACUGGUCGCAGCCUUCAGUCCAGCUGUGUUUGUGGAUGCCCCAUCCCUCCAAGACUGGCCUGGGCAUCUGCUCAGGCAGAAUAAACUUCCGUAGAGCUGAGGAAGUUCGGCCUCUUCCAGGUUGCACAGAAAGGUGAUUUUAUAAGCACCUCAGAGAGGUGCAGUCUGGGUCCUUAGUAGGAGGCAUCCUUGACCAACCCCAGCUAUAAAUGCUUCUACUCAGAGAUUCUGCGUAUCCAUUUUCAGAGAUGUUGCAGCACAAAGGGGUCAGAUUCCUUCCAAAGCCAGAUCACCCAGAGAAAGGCUGGUAUACACACAUUCCCUCAGAACUGAUUGAGAAAGUGCUUCAUGACUCAGUUUUAGAGAAGAUGUUUUUGGAGAGGAGCUCAAGUCAAUGCUCAUUACUUAGCUGCCUCUUUGGCCUGUUUCCUUUGGACGGGAAAUACAAAGUCUGAGGCGGACCUUCUUGGUCUGAGUUCAGCAUAGUUGCCCAGAUGCUGCUCUGCCUUGCUUGGUAAUUUAUCUUAGAAUGCUCUAGGGUGGGUCUGUACUUCCAGGCCCCAAGCCCUCCCUGUACUGGCAGUAGAGCUGUUGGUUUCUUGCCCUGGACAUAGGCCACCCUGUUGGUGCUGUGCUUCAGGCUGCAGAGCGGUACCCACGUCGUGCACACAGGUCUGCACACACACAAUUCCCUCUCCCUGCCCGCUGGGAGAAGCUCUUUAUUCCUACAAUAUGACUUGGACUCCUUUUUCUAUGGCCUUUUCCCUCCUGCUCUGACUGCACGGCUUAGGUCUUUGCAAAAGGAACUUGAAAUUGGCUAAGAGAGGUGAAGAAGCUCUCUGAGCAGUGCCGCCUUUGCUCUUUUCUGGUUGUUUAGAGGGUGUAGACAGAAAAUGGAGCUUCCUGGCUCCUCUUCGCCAAAAUGAAUUGUUCAGGGAACCCAGUUCUCUUCUUGGACCCUGUGUUUUUCUCUUCCCCAGCACAGAGGUCUGGAGAGGAAAAUAAGUAGGCAGCACCACGAGUUCUUGGAGGCUGAGGUCGUAAGGAUGCUGUGGGUCCUUCUGUCAAGGGGGAAGCCCUCUUGACUAGAAAGAGUCCCCAUGGAAUAAGCCACAUGAUGAGUCCUUUUCCCAGCUGGGCACCGUGGGUUCUGUAAGAUGGGUCUGCACAUUUCGUGGUGAGAGCUAGGCCGUCUAGUAGGGAAUCGAGUUGUCAGCUGUUUCCUGGGUUUAAGAGGUGGCUUUACUUUCGAAUGUAAAACUGACUGUGCCUUAGCAUCACCCUGUCCGGUGCCCCUGGGGCAGCUGGUGGUGUCCAGGAGAGUGGAUGCCUGCUCCAGAUUUAGAUGCCUACUUGGGCUUUUAUUUGGUUUGGGGUAUUCCUGUCUUCUGCAAGUUGGGGGAGCAAAGCUAGUGUCCCAGGAGACUUGUGCCACAGCUUGUUCGCAGUUUACACAAACUUGUUCGCGUUAAAGCUCCAAGCAGAAUCUGAUUGGCAAAGUCCAGCUGCAGUAUAUGGAGCUUCUAGAUGUUCACUACCUUCAAUGGGUGUCAGUGCCACUGAACCGUGGGGGAGAGGGGUCGAGGGGCGGAGCCACGCUCUCCCUCUUCCUGGGAGAGCGAUGGUCUAAGCCAAGGGCUGGUGGGCUUGGGGCCUUCCUCUCCUCGCUCCUGCAGGAAGGGGGCAGUUAGGACCCCCUCUUAAGCAGGCUUCUGUUUCUUACCACUAAAUUGGCUUCCUUUUUCAUCCAUAAGUUGGAAUUCCCCAAAUACAAAUACCCUGUAGAGGCCAAAUCUGAAUUCUGAGAUUUUGAAAUAUCUUAAACCACGAGAGAAAAUCUAGUUCUGUCCCACCUCUGAUCAGCAGGCCCUCUGUCCCUUCCUCUCCUCUGAGUCAGACAGCUCUAGCAAGCAAGGUUACUUGGCUAGUUCCUAAUGCACUGAUGGGAGCCAUCCCAUUAAGGACGACUUCUACUCAAAACAUGACCCUCUGGACUUCAGAUGCCUCAUUUAGCAGGAAAAGGCACUGAUUAGAUAUAUUUAUGUGACUGCGGGCAUUUGUGGCUGUAGAGUCCUUGACCAUAAUGUUAUAUGUAAUGGGAACUAUCUUAUAAACUUGAAAAAAUAAAGUUUUUAUUUUCUAUAUGGUUUGCUCCUGUGUCUUUUCUGAGUGGGAUCAGCCCAGCUGCCCAGCUGAGUAGGCUUCUAAGUAGGGCUUCAUAAAAAAUCAGAAGAGCUAAAAAAAAAAAAAAAAAAAAAAAUCAGAAGAGCUCAUUAGAAAG
Molecule: messenger RNA, 5864 nt
Organism: Physeter macrocephalus (sperm whale)
Lineage: Eukaryota; Metazoa; Chordata; Mammalia; Artiodactyla; Physeteridae
Gene: EYA3
Product: EYA transcriptional coactivator and phosphatase 3
Exons: 20
Coding region: 437-2158 (573 amino acids)
Biological process (GO): positive regulation of DNA repair; negative regulation of extrinsic apoptotic signaling pathway in absence of ligand; cell differentiation
Cellular component (GO): nucleus
Molecular function (GO): protein tyrosine phosphatase activity
Source: RefSeq, a predicted model, not a curated record